Mangifera indica (mango) is the source of this 1596-nucleotide messenger RNA. Its product is annotated as polyadenylate-binding protein-interacting protein 9-like. The coding region runs from base 433 to 1365 and encodes 310 amino acids. The record is from RefSeq and is a predicted model, not a curated record. The transcript is spliced from 10 exons. Gene Ontology annotation, molecular function: RNA binding. Lineage: Eukaryota; Viridiplantae; Streptophyta; Magnoliopsida; Sapindales; Anacardiaceae.
UUUAACGUCCCUCGAUUUAAUACUUUCAAGUUUCAACUCUCUCUCUCUUCUUUCUCUCUCCCUCACUCUCGAGAGACCAAACCAAACAAACCAAACAAAAUCAGCAUACAAAGUUUUCAACUUUAUCACUCUUGUUUCUUCUAAUAAAACUUUCAUCUCUAUCAACGCUGCCUUGUUUUUUUUUCUUCUCUUUCUUUUGUAGAAUCUUUUUGAUAUUUGAUUAUCAUUUCUUGAGGAAGUUUCCAUUUGGGUUUUUGUUUAUAGAUAGCAUUUUAAUAAAUCAUAAUCGGUUAGUGUGUAUUGAUUUUGAUUUUGUUAACAGAGAGUUUGAAGAAUAAAACUUGAAAAAAAAAAAAACUUUUGUAGUUUAAUCUGAUUCAUUUGUUUUGUUUGUUGAAUUUACAUUCAAAGUUUUAUACUUUUUUUUAUCCGAUGGCUGCUGUUGCUGAAAUUGCCAGUGAACAAACCACCGCCAACAAAACCACCUCCACCACCGCCACAAACACCACCAUCACUACCAAUAACAACGAGAAGAGUAACAAUAAAUUGGAAUUGCCGAAAUCGGAUUCGGAAUUCAAUGUGCAAAAGCUGGUUGAUAUGUUCACAAAGUUGAAUCCUUUGGCUAAGGAGUUUUUCCCUUCUUAUUAUCAUCAAAACGGUGAUGAUAAGAAAAAAAAUUUUGCUAACGAUAAUAAGCAUUCUGCCAAUGAUAAUUUCCCUAGAAGGAGAAGAAAUAAUUAUCCUCAGGGCACGAGGAGGUUGAAUGGGAGAGCUUUUAGAGCUCAACGGGAAGAUAGUAUCAGACGAACUGUAUAUGUUUCUGAUAUUGAUCAGAAUAUUACUGAAGAGCGGCUUGCUGGGCUAUUUAGUAGUUGUGGACAAGUUGUUGAUUGCCGAGUUUGUGGUGAUCCACAUUCAGUUCUUCGUUUUGCAUUUGUGGAGUUUGCAGAUGAGCUUGGAGCUAGAACAGCUUUAAAUCUUGGUGGGACAAUGCUAGGUUACUAUCCAGUUAGGGUGUUACCAUCAAAAACUGCGAUUCUUCCUGUGAAUCCUACUUUUCUCCCUAGGUCUGAUGAUGAAAGAGAGAUGUGUUCCCGGACAGUUUAUUGUACAAAUAUUGACAAGAAGGUUUCUCAAGCUGAGGUUAAAAAUUUCUUUGAGACAGCCUGUGGUGAGGUUACUCGCUUGAGACUUUUGGGAGAUAAUGUCCAUUCAACUCGUAUAGCUUUCGUUGAAUUUGUUAUGGCGGAAAGUGCCAUUAUUGCUCUGAAUUGCAGUGGCAUGGUACUUGGAAGCCAGCCCAUCAGGGUAAGUCCAUCAAAGACACCUGUGAGGUCUCGAGUUACCCGCUCAGCAUUGCAUUAGCUCACAAUUGAGUUUCUUAAGAUCCAGGGAUGGCAUCGGGUGACUUUCUGAGUUGAGAGUUUAACUUUGUUGUGUUGAAGGGAUGGUGAAACUUCCAUUUGUUUUGGUAUUUCCGUCUUUUCUGUUGCAACACUAACUUUUUAUGUGACUGGACAUAUGGUUAUCUGCUUCAGAAUUGAAGUUUUUAGAGGACCAUCUUGAUCUUUUAAGAAAUUUUCAAACAUUCCAUCC